GAGAAGAGGAAGCGGCCUCCCCCACACCCGUCAGAGCAUAUAUUUUAUUUAUUGCAUAUAUAGAUAUAUAUAUAUAGAUUAUUUUUAAAUAGCUAUUGCAGAAAGACGAGCAGAUGUAUACUUAGACACAUACACUAGCAGAGAAUAAAGUAUAUAGAUAUUUAUAAUUACAGGUAUAUUUAUUAUUAGUGUUUAGAGGGUGAGAGAGAGAGGCAGUCAUGGCCCAGCCAGCAGAUAAGAAGUUUUUCGAGAACCUGUCCGGAUCUGGUAAAGCAAUUGGAGUCUUAACCAGCGGAGGCGAUGCCCAAGGUAUGAAUGCUGCAGUUCGCGCUGUGGUGCGAAUGGGAAUCUACGUUGAAGCUAAAGUGUACUUCAUUUACGAGGGGUACCAAGGAAUGGUGGAUGGCGGGGACAACAUCGUGGAAGUAUCCUGGGAAAGUGUGUCAAGCAUCUUACAAGUGGGUGGGACCGUCAUCGGUAGCGCUCGUUGCAAGGCGUUUCGGACUCGCGAAGGUCGCUUGCAGGCCGCUUGCAAUUUAAUUCAACGCGGAAUCACUAAUCUGUGCGUUAUCGGAGGAGACGGCAGUUUGACCGGGGCAAACCUUUUCCGAACCGAGUGGAGUGGCCUUCUGGAGGAGCUGGUGAAAAACGGCAAAAUUGAGCCAGCAGCAGCAAAGAGCCAUUCACAUCUGAACAUAGUGGGAAUGGUGGGAUCCAUUGAUAAUGACUUUUGCGGAACUGACAUGACAAUCGGAACCGAUUCUGCUCUGCACAGAAUCAUUGAGGUCGUAGACGCCAUCAUGACCACAGCCCAAAGCCACCAGAGGACCUUUGUUUUGGAGGUCAUGGGGAGACACUGUGGAUACCUUGCCCUUGUCAGCGCUUUAGCUUGUGGUGCGGACUGGGUGUUCAUCCCUGAAAGUCCUCCAGAAGAAGGAUGGGAAGAUAUAAUGUGUAACAAACUAUCCGAGAACCGCGCAAGAAAGAAAAGACUGAACAUUAUCAUCGUCUCCGAAGGAGCCAUCGACUGCCAUAACAAUCCAAUCAGUUCGGAAAGGAUUAAGGAUCUGGUGGUCAAACGACUGGGAUUUGACACGCGUGUAACUAUACUGGGUCACGUUCAAAGAGGUGGAACACCUUCAGCCUUCGAUAGAAUAUUGGCAAGUCGAAUGGGAGUCGAAUGCGUCUUGGCCCUCCUCGAGGCUACACCGGAGACUCCGGCCUGCGUGGUGUCUUUAUGCGGAAACCAAGCUGUACGUCUGCCGCUCAUGGAAUGUGUGCAGAUGACCCAAGAAGUCCAAAAAGCAAUGGAUGAAAGAAGGUUUGAGGAUGCUGUGAGGUUGCGUGGAAGGAGCUUUGAAAACAAUCUCAACACAUAUAAGCUACUCUCCCACAAGAAAGCCGUGUCUGAACUCCCGAAGAGUAAUUUCAACGUGGCGGUUUUAAAUGUCGGAGCUCCCGCAGCCGGUAUGAAUGGGGCCGUGAGGUCUGCGGUCAGGGUGGGAAUUACUGAAGGACACAAAAUGUUUGCAGUCAACGACGGAUUUGAAGGAUUUGCCAAUGGGCAGAUUAAAGAGAUAAAAUGGGGAGACGUUGGCGGCUGGACAGGUCAAGGUGGAUCACUUCUUGGAACUAAACGUACUCUUCCCGCUAAGUACCUGGAUAAGAUUGCAGACCAGAUACGCGCUAAUAACAUCAACGCCCUCCUCGUUAUUGGAGGAUUUGAGGCCUACCUGGGACUGCUGGAACUGGCCGAUGCCCGAGGGAAGUAUGAAGAGCUCUGUAUCCCUAUGGUCAUGGUCCCGGCCACUGUCUCCAACAAUGUACCGGGUUCUGAUUUCAGCAUUGGUGCAGAUACCGCUCUGAACACUAUAACAGAUGCUUUUGAGAGUUUGCUCCAGUUGGCCGAGGCUCGCACUCGCUACGAGGAGUUUUGCAUUCCCAUGUGCAUUGUACCCGCCACCAUUAGCAACAAUGUCCCCGGCACUGAUUUAAGUCUUGGCGCUGAUACCGCUCUCAAUGCUAUCAUGGAGACUUGCGAUCGCAUCAAGCAAUCAGCCAGUGGGACAAAGCGCCGGGUGUUCAUCAUUGAAACCAUGGGAGGAUACUGCGGUUAUUUAGCCAACAUGGGCGCCCUCGCUGCCGGUGCUGACGCCGCAUACAUCUUCGAAGAACAGUUCGACAUCCGUGAACUCCAAGCAAACGUGGAACAUUUAACGGAAAAGAUGAAGACCACCAUCCAGAGAGGUCUUGUUCUCAGGAAUGAGAAUUGUAAUGAGAACUACACGACGGAUUUCAUAUACCAGCUGUAUCUGGAAGAAGGAAAAGGCGUGUUUGACUGUAGAAAAAACGUACUGGGUCACAUGCAGCAGGGGGGUGCACCUUCUCCGUUUGACAGAAAUUUUGGCACAAAAAUUUCAGCAAAAGCCGUUCAGUGGAUUUCCCGCAAACUAAAGGAAACGUAUCGAAAAGGAAGAAUCUUUGCGAAUGCAGAGGAUAGCGUGUGCCUGUUGGGGAUGCGCCGGCGCAACCUGCUUUUCCAGCCGGUCGUUCAAUUGAAAGAUGAGACGGACUUCAAGCACAGGAUCCCGCAGGAACAAUGGUGGCUGAAACUCCGACCUCUGAUGAAAAUCCUGGCCAAAUAUAAGACCAGCUACGAUAUUUCCGACGCCGGCCAGCUGGAGCACGUCCAUGUGCGCCGGCCAAGAGAUGCCGAAGCAGGAGGCAUCUGAGACGCCCGUUAACCCUGUCCUAUAGCUACCUUCUGUACUAGUUCAUGUUAGAAUAUAUCGGUUACCACGUUGUCUCUUGUUAUUUAAAUUUUUAUGGUUCCAGCACUUUAUGUCCACACAAUUUCCUUGACCUUGGAAAGAUGUAGAAAGAAAAACAAACA
Spea bombifrons (plains spadefoot toad) is the source of this 2893-nucleotide messenger RNA. RefSeq names its product phosphofructokinase, platelet (gene PFKP). Lineage: Eukaryota; Metazoa; Chordata; Amphibia; Anura; Pelobatidae. Gene Ontology annotation, molecular function: monosaccharide binding; identical protein binding; AMP binding. The coding region runs from base 219 to 2732 and encodes 837 amino acids. The transcript has 23 exons. Gene Ontology annotation, biological process: fructose 1,6-bisphosphate metabolic process; canonical glycolysis; fructose 6-phosphate metabolic process. The record is from RefSeq and is a predicted model, not a curated record. Gene Ontology annotation, cellular component: cytoplasm; membrane; 6-phosphofructokinase complex.